Molecule: messenger RNA, 3387 nt
Organism: Carya illinoinensis
Lineage: Eukaryota; Viridiplantae; Streptophyta; Magnoliopsida; Fagales; Juglandaceae
Product: homeobox-leucine zipper protein HDG11-like
Exons: 10
Coding region: 714-2864 (716 amino acids)
Biological process (GO): regulation of DNA-templated transcription
Molecular function (GO): lipid binding; DNA-binding transcription factor activity, RNA polymerase II-specific; DNA binding
Source: RefSeq, a predicted model, not a curated record
GACCUCGUCCUCAUAAAUGCUCCAUUACUGCACACCUGGCCGUGUGCGUACACACUCUACAUACCGAUACUUUAAUAGUAGAGAGAGGGUCUCCAAUAGGGUAGAGCGAGAAUUUAAAUGGCAGACUCCGUGUUUUCAGAGGCAAUGCUUUAAAAAUCCGUCAGUUACUGUUUAGAUAGGUGGGUAGGCAGGCAGGCAGACAUAGUUGAAAGUGUGGCUGAGCUGGGUGAGCGUUGGGAGGUUGGGGUGGAAGUGAGGCUGGGUGCUCUGCUCGGGUCCUCUACAUGACUCUCGUUUUACUUAAUUAUGCCCCCCAAGAUUUCAUCCCUGUCUCUCACUGCCAUUAACUCACUCCCAAAUCAUGCCGAUAUAUAAUCCUUUGAUGCUUUUCUUUUCGGCCGUUUCUCUUGUCAUCAUCGUUUGAGAGAGAGAGAGAGAGAGAGAGAGAGAGAGAAAACGGGUUCAUUGGGGUUUUUUUAACUUCCCCAAAUGAUAUGCUUAUUCUGCGUCCACCAUACUCAUAUUUCCUUAAAACACUGCCCAAAAUUCUAGUCUUUCUUUGUUUGUUUGCUGUCAUGUUUGUAUGAAGGUAAAUGCUGUAUAGAGGGGCUGUUGGUGAUUCACUUGCGCAGCAUCUUGGCAAAUACUGUGGGAGAACUGCGAGGGUGUUGAGGUUUUUGUGGUAGAUAGAGAGAGUGGGGUUAGGGAAGAAUAUGGAGUACGGCGGUGGAGACGGCGGGGACCCCCACGAUGCCUUCUCCGAUCCUCAGAGGAGGAAGAAGCGCUACCAUCGUCACACUGCUCAUCAGAUUCAGAGGCUCGAAGCAAUGUUCAAGGAGUGCCCUCACCCAGAUGAGAAGCAGAGGUUGCAGUUAAGUCGGGAGCUAGGCUUGGCUCCUCGGCAGAUCAAGUUUUGGUUCCAGAACCGGAGGACCCAGAUGAAGGCCCAACACGAAAGAGCUGAUAACUGUGCGCUACGAGCAGAGAAUGACAAGAUCCGUUGCGAGAAUAUAGCAAUUCGAGAGGCUCUCAGAAAUGUCAUAUGCCCAUCUUGCGGGGGUCCUCCAGUUAACGAAGAUUCCUACUUCGACGAACAAAAACUCCGAAUGGAGAAUGCACAGUUGAAAGAAGAGCUUGAUAGAAUAUCUAGCAUUGCGGCUAAGUACAUUGGGAGGCCAAUUUCUCAACUCCCUCCAGUGCAGCCUAUUCAUGUAUCUUCACUGGACUUGUCAAUGGGAAGUUUUGGAGGCCAAGGGAUUGGUGGUCCUUCCCUUGAUCUUGAUCUUGAUCUUCUUCCUGGAAGUUCAUCAGCUGUGCCGAGUUUGCCUUUCCAGCCAUGCCUUUCGGACAUGGACAAGUCCCUCAUGACAGAUAUUGCUGCUCGUGCCAUGGAAGAGUUGCUAAGGCUUGUGCAGACCAACGAACCCUUGUGGAUGAAGUCCGCUACUGAUGGGAGGGAUGUUCUCGAUUUUGAAAGCUAUGAAAGGAUUUUUCCAAGGGCCAAUUCUGACUUGAAAAACCCCCAUUUGAGAAUCGAGGCAUCUAGGGAUUCAGGAGUUGUGAUCAUGAAUGGUUUAUCAUUGGUUGAUAUGUUCAUGGACUCGAACAAGUGGGUGGAGCUAUUUCCCACAAUUGUCUCAGUGGCAAAGACACUUGAAGUGAUAUCAUCUGGAAUGUUGGGUAGUCAUAGUGGCUCUUUGCAACUGAUGUACAAAGAAUUGCAGGUGCUUUCACCAUUAGUACCUACUCGAGAAUUCUAUUUCCUCCGUUAUUGUCAGCAAAUUGAGCAAGGCUUGUGGGCAAUUGUAGACGUCUCUUAUGAUUUCCCCCGUGGUAACCAAUUUGCUUCUGAGUCUCGAUGCCACCGGCUUCCCUCAGGAUGCUUGAUUCAAGACAUGCCUAAUGGCUACUCCAAGGUUACUUGGGUGGAGCAUGUGGAAAUUGAAGACAAAAACCCCACGCAUCGGCUUUAUAGAGAUCUUAUUCACAGUGGGUUGGCAUUUGGAGCUGAAAGAUGGCUUACUAUUCUUUGCAGGAUGUGUGAAAGAUUUGCUUGUCUUAUGGUGACGAGCUCUUCUACCACCCGGGAUCUUGGAGGAGUGAUUCCAUCACCUGAUGGCAAGAGAAGCAUGAUGAAACUUGCCCAAAGAAUGGUCAACAAUUUCUGUGCAAGCAUAAGCACAUCUAACGGCCACCGGUGGACCACCCUUUCCGGGAUGAAUGAAGUCGGAGUUCGAGUGACUGUCCAUAAGAGCACAGAUCCAGGCCAACCCAAUGGCGUGGUUCUUAGUGCGGCUACUACGAUUUGGCUUCCAAUUUCCCCACAAAAUGUCUUCAGUUUCUUCAAGGAUGAAAGAACCCGAGCACAGUGGGAUGUUCUCUCCAAUGGCAAUCCCGUGCAAGAGGUUGCCCAUAUAGCAAACGGGUCGCAUCCCGGGAACUGCAUAUCUGUGCUCCGAGCUUUCAACACAAGCCAGAACAAUAUGCUGAUACUUCAAGAGAGUUGCGUAGACUCUUCAGGUGCACUUGUGGUGUAUUGCCCCGUUGAUCUUCCAGCUAUAAACAUCGCAAUGAGCGGUGAAGAUCCUUCAUACAUUCCUCUGCUACCUUCAGGGUUCACCAUUUCACCCGACGGUCGUCCAGAUCACAUGCAGGGAGGAGAUGGUGCAUCAACGAGCUCUAGCACGCACGGGAGCAUGGGUAGGUUGGGCAGUGGUUCUCUAAUCACAGUGGCAUUUCAGAUACUAGUGAGCAGCCUGCCUUCUGCUAAACUGACUUUGGAGUCGGUGACGACUGUUAAUAACCUUAUUGGCACCACUGUCCAGCAAAUAAAGGCUGCCUUGAAUUGUCCUAGUUCUUGCUGAAUCUGCUACACACACCCUUUUUUUUCAAAUUUUUGUUUGGCUCUACCAUCCUUAAAUAUACUGAUCAGAAAAGGUUCAGUCUCUUUGUGCUGGGUGGGUUACAUUCAAUGCUGGAGAAGUAUUAUGGGUUAGUUGGGACUUUGAAUGCACUCUCAUCAAGAGCUGGAGCUGCUGAUUAUUUACUACUGCUGCUGAUGCUACUGCUGUUGCUGCUUUUUUGGCUGCCAAGGUUCAUUACGUUUUAACACAAACUACAAUUUUCAGUUUUUUGGGCAGGGCUUAUUUCUUUUUUUCUGUUUGUUGUUUUAAUAUUUGCCUUUUGGAAGAGUAGAAGUCUUAAAAAAGAGGAAGUCAAGAACGCACCAUACUUCUGUAAUUCUUGCUGGGUUUCUCUCAUGCUUUUUACCUCUCCACUUGCCUCCAUUGAAACUUCACAACACCCCAAGAAAAAAAUGUAUGGUUCGGGUAUUGACUUCUGUUCAUGUACUUCUUUUAAUCCUGUAGAUGAAUUAUUCUUGUCUUA